AGCACCCUAUACUCGUUACACUAACACUGUAGCUUUACCCUAGUUGGCAAUAGACGGCAUUUAUACAUUCCAUUUGUAUACUCCCUAUAACACAGUAACGGUACUGUUACAUAUUCAACAACGUACGAAAAAAAACAUGAACUGGGAACUAAGAUUGAUCGUUGCUCUCGCUUUCUUGAUCGUGGCUCUUGCUGCACAAGGAGAGAAGGAGCCAAUUGACUUCGUUUCAUCCAUCCGUGAAAUGAACGCUGAUGGAAGCUACUCAUUUGAUUUCGAGAGUGAGGAUGGCACCAAAGUCUCAGAGAGCGGCAGCCAGAAUCAAGUCGGACCUCAACCCGAGGAUAUCAGCACCGUUUCCCGCGGAUCUUACUCUUUCACCACUCCCGAUGGCGUCGUCUUGACCGUCAACUGGGUCGCCGAUGAAAACGGUUUCCAGGCCACCGGUGACCAUCUCCCCACUCCUCCUCCCAUGCCCGAGCACAGGCUUCUCCGCCUUCUGACUUCUAGUGCGAAUAACGCUGGUCUCUUGGCUGCUCCCAAGGGAUCUUACUCGUACACCUCUCCCGAUGGCGUUGUCAUCACUGUCAACUGGGUCGCCGAUGAGAACGGAUUCCAGGCCACCGGUGACCAUUUGCCCACACCUCCCCCCAUGCCCGAGCACGUCGUCAGGAUGCUCGCCGACUUAAAGGCUGCCCGUCUCCUGUGAACUUGUUCUUAUACAUAACCCGCAACUAUUGGCAAAAAUCAUAAAUAAAAUACACAGAAAUUUACCUGCGGGUAAAAAGAA
This is a messenger RNA of Daphnia pulicaria, 787 nucleotides long. Its product is annotated as larval cuticle protein 65Ag1-like. Gene Ontology annotation, cellular component: chitin-based extracellular matrix. Lineage: Eukaryota; Metazoa; Arthropoda; Branchiopoda; Diplostraca; Daphniidae. Bases 137 to 706 code for a protein of 189 amino acids. The transcript is spliced from 4 exons. The record is from RefSeq and is a predicted model, not a curated record. Gene Ontology annotation, molecular function: structural constituent of chitin-based larval cuticle.